UAUCUCAAAAGCAAUCAUAUUUUGGUCAUUUAAUUAAAUGCAUUGGGAUGAAAUAUUGUUAUGGGUGCUGUGUUGAUUCUCAAGUGGCGGGUGACAGUCUGGAGUCUCUCCGGCAUAUACAGAUACCAAAAUAGGAGCUCGACAUUCUGUUGUGGCUGAGGCUAAAUUCAGGGGCCACAUGUCUGAACUGUCCGUAGAGAAGACGCACUGGUGGGAAUAAACUUCAAAGCGACCCAAACACACACAAAACAAAACGAGCUGUGACAAUCGGUCAUUAGGAGUUGCAAUGUCAGGAAAAGUUCAAAGCAGUUACUCCUAUGAGUUCUGCGAUGCCGCUCACUCAUCAGAGGUGCUGGAUGCUCUCCAUGACUUUCAAACCAGAGGUCUGUUCACAGAUAUCACCCUGCAGUGUUCUUCUGGAGAGGUCUUUCACUGUCACAAAGCUGUCCUAUCAGCCCGAAGCUCCUACUUCAGAGUCAUGUUCACUUUAGACAUGAGGGAGCGUAUAAAAGACAUCAUCAACCUACCUUGCAUAGAUGGCGAGAUUCUAGGUGCCUUGGUGAACUACAUCUACACUUCGAAGGUCAACAUAACCCAAAGCAAUGUUCAAAGCCUUUUGGAGACUGCAGACUUGUUGCAGUUUAGCUCCCUCAAGAACGCUUGCGAAAACUUUUUGAUUCGGGUGUUGGAUGUUGAUAAUUGCAUUGGGAUGCAGUCAUUUGCUAAGCUUCAUGUUUGCCCUGCUUUGGAACGUGAAGCUCAGAGGGUCAUACUCGGGCGCUUUGAGGAGCUCAAACAUCAAGAGGAGUUUCUAGAGGUGGACUUCCAAAAGCUCACGGUGAUAUUAGCAACGGAGAACCUCAAUGUUCGGAAAGAUGAGACUCUGUUGGAGGCAGUGGUGAGGUGGGUCGCACAUGACACUGUGACUCGAAUAGACCACCUUCCUGAGCUUCUUAGCUGUAUUGAGCUCCAGGUGGAUGACAUAUACCUCGUAACUGCUUUAGAUCUACACAGACGUUGCUCUGAAAGCAAACUGCGAUCUCUAAUUCUCAGCUCUUUAAAGCCAAGCAAAGGUUUCUCCCAAUGCUGCAAGAAACUAACGUGCAGCUUGUAUGUUAUAGGUGGAUACUACUGGCAUCCUUUGUGUGAAGUCCACAUAUGGGACCCCAUUUCAAACACAUGGGUGCAGGGGAAAGACAUGCCGGACUUUGCAAGAGAAAGUUAUAGCGUUGUACUCCUGGGUCCUAAUAUAUAUGUAACUGGAGGGUAUAGGACAGAAACAGUGGAUGCCUUGGACACCGUAUGGAUAUACAACACAGACUCAGAUGAAUGGACAGAAGGAUGUCCCAUGAAUACUACCAGAUAUUACCACUGUUCUGUGGCUUUACAUGGGGGUAUAUAUGUCAUAGGUGGAUACACAGGGGGCGCUCCAACACGAGAAACAGAAUUCUUUGACCCUUUGAAAAAGACAUGGUUGCCUGUGGCAGAGAUGAUACAAGGUGUGGGAAAUGCUACAGCUUGUGCGGUGAAUGACAGAAUCUACGUAACAGGAGGGCAUUAUGGGUACAGAGGAAGCUGCACUUAUGAGAAGAUUCAGACAUACAGGGCAGAUAUCAAUGAGUGGAGCAUCACAACUAUUAGUCCACAUCCUGAGUAUGGCCUUUGCUCCGUCUCAUUAAACAAUAAACUCUAUCUGGUCGGCGGUCAGACCACCAUCACAGACUGCUACAGCCCAGAGCAGGAUGAAUGGAGACAGAUGUCUGUGAUGAAGGAGAGGAGGAUGGAGUGUGGAGCUGCUGUAAUAAAUGGAUGUAUCUAUGUGGCAGGUGGAUAUUCAUACUCGAAGGGGACAUACCUGCAGAGUAUAGAGAGAUAUGACCCUGAAAUAGACUGCUGGGAGAUAGUAGGCAACCUCCCAUCACCUGCUCGCUCGCAUGGCUGUGUUUGUGUGUUCGGUCUGUGAAAUCCUUCAAGGGAAAGUGAACAUUCUGUCAUUCUUUACUGACCCUAAUGUUGUUCCAAACUUGUAUGAAUUUCAAUCUUUUUAGGUGAGCUAUUCCUUUAAAUGAAACAAGUGAUGUCACUGAAAAUGUGUGAGAAACAGUUUGUCUGUGCUGAAAGAUAAAGGGCUAUUACUAAAUAUGUUCUGCAUAGUACAACAGAUUACAGCACUUCACUUUUUGCACAAUGACUCGGUAGAGAAUAUACACCACAAUAAACAGAGUUCUGAAUCUUGCUAAACUGUAUUGGUAACUGUACUGACUAUUGAUUCUUUCUCAGCUGUAUUUAUAUAACCAGGGGUGGAAAGAGUACUGAAAAACAAUACUCAAGUAAAAGUACUGUUACUUCUUACUAAAUGUAGUUUGAGUAGAGUAAAAGUACCUGUCCUAAAAACUACUCAAGUAAGAGUAAAAGAGAAGCUCAUUUAAAAGUACUCAUGAGUAGUGAGUAUUGAGUACUGAGCUGAGAAAGCUAUGCCCCUUUAUAAUAAAAACUCGAUGCUGCAAUUUAAAAAUGUAGCACACAUACCAUAAUUUACAUUCCCUUUUAUGGCUGUUUGCCAUAGAGAAUAAAAAAUAUAGGUAUUUUAUAGGUGUGAUAUAGGUGUAUAUUUGUGAUUGACAACUUUUAAAAUACAUCACUUAUCUAUGAUACUGUAAACACUACAUGAAUCUGAUUAAAAAAAUAAAAUAAAAGGGCGACAUGAUUACAAAAUGAAAAGAUUAAA
Messenger RNA from Myxocyprinus asiaticus (Chinese sucker), 2728 nucleotides. It is a transcript of the gene klhl23, whose product is annotated as kelch-like family member 23. The coding region runs from base 287 to 1963 and encodes 558 amino acids. The transcript is spliced from 4 exons. The record is from RefSeq and is a predicted model, not a curated record. Gene Ontology annotation, molecular function: protein binding. NCBI's taxonomy places the organism in Eukaryota, Metazoa, Chordata, Actinopteri, Cypriniformes, Catostomidae.